Linum trigynum is the source of this 5466-nucleotide messenger RNA. The record is from the annotation of a GenBank genome assembly. Lineage: Eukaryota; Viridiplantae; Streptophyta; Magnoliopsida; Malpighiales; Linaceae.
GCCCUAACCUUAUGUAUUGUGACCCAGAAUCCAAUCCGAAUCGAAACCUCAAGAUAUAAAAUGAAUUCUUUUCCUCUUUGCAAUGUAUAAUUUUGCCUGAAAAUAGAGAAAGAAAGUGCUUUUAUGCGUCAUGAAAAGAUGGGGUAAUUAUCACAAAUGGUCACAAAACUAUUAACUUUGUACAAAAUGGUCACAAACCUUUAAUUUUGCACGUUUCAGUAAUAUAUGUUUGUACAAAUAACAAAAAGGUAAUUCCGUCCAUCUCCAUCCAAAAAAACCGUUAGUUCCAUCUGGUCAGCACGCCACAUCAUUUAAGAUAUUAAUAAAAAAACUAAUGACCAAAUCCAAUUGAACCGAUAACCCAACUGAAAACCCCUAUCCUAUAUCCACCCACCCGAAUUGUUGGAGACAGAAACACGGUCACUGUGCACUUUUGUCCUAUCUUCUUCCACUGCCUAAUCCCCUUCCCCGAAGAGACCUGCAUCAGAAGAAAAAUCUCGGCGACCUCGCGAACGAAACGCUCUGGAGAAAACUCGCCUGCGGAGGAAGCCCACAAGCAAUUGAUUGCUCAUCCCUAGAACUAGCAAGGCAGCAACCAGAGAAUUGUUGGGCUUCAAUUGUAGACCCAGAACGUUGCAGCAACUGCAACCGGCUUUGAGUAUAAGAACAAGAAGAUGGCAAAGUAUUCAUACCCACCAUUUAUGUUUACAGACGAAUGUUGAUGGGUUAUAAGGCCUGGUGUUGCACCCGCACUGUCUCUUGAAGCUUGACAAGUGAUUUUCUUAGAAGAAAAUGAUGAUUAAAUAUGAAAGUGGGUUCAGGCCUUAAUUCCACUUAUCUGGAAAAAAAAAAUGGAUUUAGGAGAGCCUGCGAAAGAGGAACUGAAGGCAAGGUCAAUUUCCGAAGAGGGCCGGCGAUUCGUCUUCUGCCGGAUCUAAUCAGAUGGAAGCAGUUGGUCGACGGCGAUUCGGCUUCAGAGAAGGUUAUGGCCGGGUUGAGAGGAAGGCGGGGCUUUGCCGGAGUAGAUGAGGCCUGCGAGAAGGCUGGAACGAAUGGGGCAGGUGGGUAUUUCAACCCAUACCUGCCCCGCACCAAGUACGGGUUAGGUCGGGUAAUAUCUAGUGGCGGACAGACGGGUGUUUGGGGGUGUCACGGGACACCCCUGAAUUUUGAAAAACGAUUAUCCAACACCCGAUGGUAAAUUACGUAUGAACAAAAAUAUUAUAAUUGAUAGUCGGGGUCACCCUGAAAUUUGAAAAAAUAAUUAUUCUACUAUAAUCUUUUACUUUGUGUAUGGGAAUAUUUGUGGUGGUUUGGGUGAUUCAAAGAUAGGACCCUAUUAUUAAUAAACAUAAUUUCCAUUAAGCUACAAUUCGAUUUUAAACACUGUGUAAUAGUAAAAUGUCAUUCCCUAUCUCUAAUUAUUUUCAAAACCUAACAAUUAAACAAAUUUCAAGCUAUCCUUAAUUUGUAUUGAAUUUAUGGUUGUACGACAAGUGUUGAAAGAGUCUUUUCAGCUUUGGAUUACAUCAAGAACAAGUUUAGGAUUCAAAUAUGUGAUCAACUCGUGAAUGAUUGUCUAGUAGGAUAUACAGAGACAAUUUUUGUGAGCAGUGUAGACACCAAGUGUAUUCUGCAAUUAUUUCCGAAUAUGAAAACACAUAGUGGACUUUUUUUAAGCGGUACGAGUAGGUAUGUUCUUAUUUAAGAAAUAUUUAAUUUUUAUUAAUUAUUUAAUAAUUAUUUAAUCUAAUUUUUAGAAGGGGACACCCCUCUGUAAAAUUCCGAAGUCCGCCACUGGUAAUACCUAUUCAAAUACGGGGCGGGACGGGUCGGCCCAUUCUAACAUAUUAUAAAAUUAUAUAUGUGAACAUUUUUUUAAACAAUAAAGCGAGAGGAAAACACUCUAUUAAUGAAAAUUUGUGAUAAUAGAAUGAGUAAAAAAGUCUAGCUAGUUGUCUAGAUAAAGUAAUUCAUCACAGGGUGAAAAUAUGAUCGAAGUAAUGCUAAAAUUGAAAAAAUAAGAAUAAAUAUUGAGAUAAAUUGAAAUAUAACGGGUCAAGAAAUUGGCAGGACGGGGCAGGUAGUAGAUAGUGUCUCAUGUCCCGCCCUACGUUACUGUCGCUUAGUAGUUAGUACUCAUCCAGAUGCAAACCAAAUCAUGUAAUACUUAGUAGGACUGUAGGACAGAUUCAAAUUGUCAUCCUACAGCCAAAUGGCAGUACAUAUAGAUGGACUACACGUGUCAAAAAGUUGCACGAGAAGAACAGGGGACCUUGGACGAAUAGAAGGGAACAUGGGGCGCAUGCAUCGACAGCCUGCAUGUGAGCUCGAUAGUUUUAUUUUGUUAUUAUUAAAUUAGGGUUCCAUUUCAUCAAAUAAUAAUAUGUUAGUUCCUUAAUUUGGUUCAAUCAAUAAUUCACCAACCAACCCCUUUCUUUCUCAAUUGUCAAGUCCUCACUUAUUCAUAAUAAUGUCCCUUUGUUUCCUGUUCAUCUUGCAUUUUUUGUUCGUACAAAGAAUAUGUGUAGGCAGGAAAAGAGGACAGCUUAGUUGUCAGGGAUUCACUAGUGACUUGAACAUUGUUUGUGCUCGUCUAAUGUCGGCUCUAUCCUUACGUAUUUUUGUGUUUGGCGUGAACCUAUGAUGUAGUCAUAUACAAUCGUUUAUUUACUAUAUACAUGUCCGAAGACUUACCGACAAGUUACAUGUGUGAAUCCAUUACGAUAGUGAAUUGUUGGAAUAUGUAAAAUCAUGUGAUUAUGUACGUGCUAUUGCUACAGGAACAAAACUACAGCUCUACCGAUGGUGUUGCGAUAACACUAAUACACGACGCAGAUGAAGCAACUCAAGCUCCGUUUCAUCAAAUAUAGAUAGGCUCCCUCUUUUUUGUAUAUGUUUCCCCCCAUAACUAGCAUAAAUAAAUGUCUAUUUGGACUUUCUUAUUAAUAAUGUGAUGAUGUCCCUCUAAAUUAGUGAGGAGGGGGCAAGGUGCUCAAAGAGUUCAAUCCUUGCAUGUUAUGUGUCCCUCUAACUUUAAGGUAGGUCUUUAAAAUGGGCAAAGUACUAUUGUGCAUAUUAAUAUUAUUAACUCCUAUUAGAAAACAACAACACAUGCACUAAUUCUUGUAAAUAAUUCAUUUAAAUAAUUAUUUUAUAUAAUAAUGUUAUGUGUGAAUUAAGAGAAGUUUAAGAAUCACAAAACUUUUAGCUCAACCUACCCCAAAUUUUGAUGAGAGUUAUUACCCGCUCGCAAGUGACAUGAAAUAUAAAUGUGCUUUUUUUUCUUCCUAUCUAUGAUUUGCAUAAUUAAACUAUCUUCUUUGAUUUUCUCUUUAAACACAUAUCUGAACGAUUAUUCACCCAAAAUAAUUAUGUUGAUCGCUUGAUUUGUCAGUCACAAUUCCAAGUUUUAAUUAUCGCACUGAGACAUGAUUGCAAUUUUGAUUUGGCUAUACAUGUGCAUUGUGCAUUGACACUCAUGGAGAUCUUAUUAAGCCUCUUCUGUGUCGAAAAGUCUUGUGUUAGAGUUGUCGUGAAUUUGUGACGAUGAUUUCUUAUAUCCUUAAAAUGGAGUAUUGCCCGAUUAUGUAUUGCUCCGGUGACGAGUCUAUAUUGUAUGUUGGAACAAUGAUGAACAACGUGGCUAAGAAAGAAGAAAUAUGUGCUUCGUAUUUGCGAUCACAAAUGAAACUCUUAUAUCAAAUGGUUUGUAAAAUCACCGGAGGUCUUGUGUGACAAAUUAGCGAAAUAAUAUUUUACUGAUAUUCAAUCAAUAAUAUACCGUUAUAAUAUCUAUGUUAAAAUAAAACAAUAUAUUCAACCAACACUAUACCGAUACAAUACCGUCAAUACGGGAGGAGUUACGGUGCUAAUUGUACAAUAGUUAGCACCGUCCUAACCAAGGGAAAAACUACUACUAGUUUGAAUUAGUAGUGAUUUAGCUUAGGUGUUGCAUUGAUUUUAUAAUAAUCCGUAGUGAUUUCGUUAUUUUCAGUAACAUUUUUUGCUAGUUAUCACGGUGCUAACCCCUAUAAGAGUUAGCACCUAAUCCCACCCCGUCAAUACCAUUCAAUUUUAUAGAGGAUUGUUAACUACAUAAAAACCGACUUUGGUAAUAUUCUUAGAAGAGAAGAAGUACAAAAUAAGAAACGAAAAAAAGAACAAAAACUCACAAGAGCUGAAAAGUCAAAAUCACUUCACUACUCCAACUUCCAAAAAGAAACAAGCAAACAAAACAAACCCCAAUUUCCCCUGCUUCGUCUUUUUCACCCUGCACAACUACUGCCAAAAACCUCUCUCUCUCUCUCUCUCUCUCUCGCGUUUUUUCAGCAGUCACUUUCCUCCCCAUUGCAAAAGGAAAUCUUCUCCACCAUCAAACCACUGCUCUGCUUCAACUUCACUUCCCCCAAACUCACUUCUCUGUUUUUUCUCACCAAUUCCCCGUCAUCUUUAGCUCAAUGAUGGCGAUGAAACUAAUCCUUAUUGGCUAAAUUUUUCUGCCCAUUUACUCCUUCCCCUCUCCCCAAUUCCAACCCCAUCAGCAUAGAAACAAUGCUGAACCAAGACCGCUACGAUUCAUCCCCUGUUUCUUCAUCAUCGAGCUCUGUUUUCUCUUCCUCUGUUUUUCCUUGGCCGCCGGUCGGCGCGCCCAUGAUGCUGCAGAGGGACCAAGACGACCAUUUGGGACGCUUUGACAACUCCGUCAGUGCGGUGUCUUUCGGGUUCGUCGCCACUGCAAUCCUCAUCUCGAUGUUUUUAGUCAUGGCCAUCUUCGAGCGGUUUCUCCGGCCGGGUCGCGGCGGUCAACGGACCGGCGACCUUGAGUCCCAGAUGGGUUUCAACUCCAAGCUCCGCCACCCUUCUCCCAAAAUGACGGUGUAUGCAAAUGGGGUAUCAGUGUUGAUGCCUGGAGACAACAUUCCCACAUUCAUAGCACAUCCAGCGCCGGUUCCCACCUUUGCUCCUCAACUCCAGCCGCCGCCGCCGAUGCCACCACCGCCACCUCUGCCUCCGCCGCAUCAGCAUGAAGCCUCUGAGGAGGAACCGCGUUUAUCAUCUCAGGGGAACUAAGACGGUUGAAGGGUAUUUUGGAAGAGGAAAGGUGGAAUCUUUCUUGUACAUAUAUGAUAGGUGUUUGCAUGUAGUUGGGUUUUAGUAGUGUUGUGGGGCUUAUUUUUUAUGAGUUGGGUAAAAAGGCUCAUUUUUUUCAAAGUAGCAAGCAGAGAAACAGGGGAUGCUUGCUUUCCUCUGUAAGAUCGAUUGAAUUGAGAGUGAAUCCUCGUGGAUCACGGAAUGGAACUUGGGUUUAUUUUUCAUCCUCUCUUUGGAUCUUAGGGUUAUUACUCUUUUGUAAACAUUUUUGACCGAGGAGGGUAAUGUAAUUAUCCAUGAAGCAUUGGAGGCCAGGCCACAUAGGGUUCUUGACUUCAUUCGACAGAGUUCUAAGAAAUUUCUUCCAAUCUG